AUGAUUGCUCUUGGAGGAAAUUCCGAGCUGAAUAUUGCGAUAGCUUGGAUCCCUUUUCUGAAGGUAAUAUUUUUAGUGUUAUGCCACCGAAAAAGAGUUGGAAAAAUAUUUCGAAUUUAUCUGGUAGAGAAAAGGUUCGCAAAGUCAUCCAAAUCAAGAAACUAAAUCAUUACAACAAAACCCAACUGAAUCUCAACAAAAGUCGUUUCAACGUUCGCAACAAAGACAUGAAUAAGAUAUCAGAUGUUACAGCAGCAAUAUUUGACGACGAAAAAAUCGUUGAGCAGGAACUUAAAAAUUAUAAUGAUCAUGAACUUGGAUUACAUCAGCAUCAACGUCCACAUCGUAAAACAGCAUCACCAACCACUAUUAAUACCUAUCGUUUUGACCUAGACCAAAAUGAUGAUGUUUUGAAGGAAGCGUACACUUAUUCAAACUUAGGACACAAUUGUCCCCAACAACGUUCUUGGGCAUUUAGUGGAGGCGGAUGGGGAGAUCUGAACUCAACAAAUAAUGCAUGGGGACAAACAGACGGUUUCAUAUCUAACAACGAAAUUUGUCGUUUCGUGUGCAAGCUCCUUCUUAACAAUAAUGCUACUUCCUUCAAUUUUUCACCACUUCAAAACAAUACAACAAGUCAACGUGCUAUUCAGACACUUUUAUUAGGCAACAACAAAGUUAUCUAG
Messenger RNA from Funneliformis geosporum, 686 nucleotides. NCBI's taxonomy places the organism in Eukaryota, Fungi, Glomeromycota, Glomeromycetes, Glomerales, Glomeraceae. The record is from the annotation of a GenBank genome assembly.